GUGUGUCAGUGAUUCUGUGGACACCAUGAAAGGCUCCUUGGUCAGCAAAGUUAUAUUUUCGCUCAGCACCUUCAUGGUAGCUCUACCCUUCAGUGCUCUGAGUUACCAGCUAAAAAAUGGAAAAAAUGUGCACAAGGGCUACUACGACUCAACGGCUCAAUUCGUGCCCUCUGCUGCGCACCAAAGCUAUCAGCAAAGCCAAAACCACCCCCAUCGCCACGGGAGCAGAGCCGUGGCGGCCAACAACUGGGUUCCACGAGCUGCCCCUUACUAUCAGCCCCAAAGCAACCAACACUUCUCAAACCAUGAAGACACGCAAGCCACCUACGAUGAGCCCCAAGAGCACGCACCCCAACCCUCCCGUCACGAGCAAAUCUCUGCAGACACGCAUAGCUCACCUUCUUGGGGAGGAGCUGACGAGUCUUCUCACGGCGGAUCGAGGGUGCAUUUCCACGUAAAUGGCCACAAGGGACCCAAGUCAUACAGAUUUGGCUAUGACACAGGAAAAGGGAAGGCGCGUCAAUUCCGCUAUGAGGAACGCGAUAAUCAUGGUGUAGUGCAUGGCCGCUAUGGAUACCAUGACAAGCAUGGAAAAAUGCACGUUUUCCAUUACUCAGCUCAUCCCCAUCAUGGAUAUCAGGCUAAGGAAGUUGACCCUCACAAGUAUGGAAGAUAGAAAACUAGCAUUUCUUGCAGUGAAAAGUGUCACGAAUUUAACUAUUUUUAUUGAUCAAAAUAUGUGCUGUAACAUCAUCACACUUCAUCACACACCACGCAGCUUUCAUAAGAUUUUUAUUUUGCGUAAUUUCAGGUUUUUGAAUAAAUAACAUAUAAUAACGAAAA
Molecule: messenger RNA, 843 nt
Organism: Cloeon dipterum
Lineage: Eukaryota; Metazoa; Arthropoda; Insecta; Ephemeroptera; Baetidae
Product: histidine-rich glycoprotein-like
Exons: 4
Coding region: 26-676 (216 amino acids)
Source: RefSeq, a predicted model, not a curated record